Penicillium chermesinum is the source of this 2373-nucleotide messenger RNA. RefSeq lists its product as uncharacterized. The record is from RefSeq and is a predicted model, not a curated record. The coding region runs from base 1 to 2373 and encodes 790 amino acids. NCBI's taxonomy places the organism in Eukaryota, Fungi, Ascomycota, Eurotiomycetes, Eurotiales, Aspergillaceae. The transcript is spliced from 5 exons.
AUGUCGAGCCCUGCUCAAGGUCCCUCGCAUGCUCUACCUUCUUCUCCGGCAUACCCAGAGGCGAUUUCGAUCGAUACCGCAAGUGUCUGGUCAGCGACCUCUGCAAGUCGGCACAUUCCUCAUUCUGGGAAGCAUAACGAGCUCCCAUCCCCCCUUUCUGCCUCGUCCCCGGAAAGCAUGGCUACGAACGACGCGGAGGCACCAGAGAGCGCCACCAGUCACUCGAGCCGGAGUUCAGUAUCGCCAUAUGUCGAUCCAGAGCAGGCAUAUAUAUGCCCUGUUGACCCUGCGGGCUUGGAUCCCCCAUCCGAUGCGGGAUAUCCUCGACCCCAAGUAUCGGAUGGACGGUCACGGAGGUUUCGUGGGAUUCCUCACGACAGUGAUCUCAAAUGGUAUGCCGUCAAGGGGGUUUACAUCAGCCCUUUGCGCAUUGGGGUCGUUGUUUCGCGGUCCUACAGGUCCAUCGUAUCCGUGUCUCAUCGGUCGAACUACUCUACUGCCGACCAAGACUCAACCCACACAAGCCCCCCCGUCUUGACGCUGAGGGUGAUAUCCCAAGAUGGAGAAUUUACUGAGUCUGGCGCCAAGGCAGUUCUAGAGAUCCAGGACGCCAUCAGAGACAUGACCCGAGAUCUGGAUCAGCCACUCUCCACCAUCACGGUGGAUAUCAUCCACCCGAGACUCCUACGCCCCAAAAAUAUGUUCCCCGUCGAGCAGGACAAUCUGAUCUUUCCACAGUGGAAGGACGUUCUUGAAAAAGUCCUUGACCUUCGCUCAUGCCCAGAGCUUUCGGCACAGGCCAGACAAAUCUCGACCAUCGGCUGUGUCCGCCGGGGCUGGCAUGAGCAUUCCGACCAAUGCCCGGUUACAAUCCUGAUUACGGUGAAGGGAUCAGUCGCUGCCGACUGGUCAGAAUUUGCGGAAAGGGUGGUGGAGAUCCUCUCUCGAAUGGGGCUGCCAAUGGUUGCGGUCGAGAUUGCACUAGGGGGGUAUAGAACCAUUGAUUACUACGGCGGCAUGGGAUACCGCAUGCGUUCCUCCAGUGUCCAGUCCUGGUUGGGGAGAGUCUUGCGCCAAGUGAUGACGCUACCGGAUCCGGGACACUUGGGGGGCUUUUUAGCGCUCAGCUUCGGAGAUGGCGUAGGCAAGGACGCAAAGUUGGAAGUUUUCGGUGUAACAUGUAGCCAUGUUGCACUUGGGGCAGCGGACACACGGCAUCCACCUGGAAUGACUGAGCAAGAGGAAGGUCCCUGGCGGUUGAAACCAAAAGCUCGGAUCUCGGGUGCAAGCUCUCAGGCGGAAGUCUACACGGUCGCGCACCCAUCGAAGAUAUCUGUAGCCGAGGAAAUCCACAGCUGUACAUCCAACAUACGGCAGUGUGAGGGGGAUCCUGGCUGGACAAGAGCGCAACAGCUCCAGAGGGACGGCAUCAUUCCCCCGCACGACUAUCCCACCAAACCGCGUUCUCUGAUCGCACAGGAAUUCCCAGCUAUGAUGGAUCGGAGUAUGGAAAGGCUGUCUAAGCUGCUACAACAACACUAUACGUCGAUCUGCCUGUUGACUCGUCUACAGUCCUUGAGCGACGCGCCCGACCAUAGCUUUCUAGGCACCGUUUUUGCCUCCUCUGGUGCCUACCUCCUCCCGUGGAUCUCUUCUAGGGAAAUAGCGUCGGCCCUAUACAAUACAAAAGACCAUUGCCUUGGGAUGGACUGGGCGCUCAUCCGUCUGAGUAAGGAGCGUACGAGCGCAUUCCGGCUGGCGAAGAGGAUUGUCGAAGAGCCAUGGGAGAAGUCCGACCAGUCCAAGACGGAUACCAGGAGCCCUCAGGCACGCUCUGACCCAAAGGUAGAGAAGUAUCUAGCUCAAGAAGAAAGGUUUAUCCCAAUGCUCGUGAGCCCGCUGAAGGAUCCCCGCAAGCCCACAGGCACAAGUCACCUGCAGGGAGAUGGACUUCACGAUGGUUCCGAGCAGCGCCCUACAUCAAUGCCCGGCCCGGAGCCCUUCUUGCAGAAUGGCGACAAGAUCACUUACUGGGGAUACCGCUCGGGGCAGAUGGAAGUACGAUACAACAGCCUCAAGGUGGCGCACCUCUUUGAUGCCUUCGACGCCGACGCAAACUUCACCGAGCAACGCCAAACCCUUGAGCAUUGCAUCCUCCCAAUACGACCAGGGGGCCAUUCAACUGGCAGUGGGGAUUCAGGCUCAUUUCUCUACACCCCCCAGGAGGAUCUGGCUGGGAUGAUCUGGGCUGGUGACAACAGCCAAGGUUUUGGGUUCUUUACCCACAUUCAAGAUCUGGCUCGACAUAUUAAGCAGGUGACUGGUUGCAAGGAAGUCUUUGAAGUUGAGAUGCAGGUCGGCAAUUUCGCUUAA